GGGGAGGCGCUCGGGGCCCGCGCCCGCCAUGUUUCCCGGCAGCGCUCCGUGCCCGCCGCCCGCCUGAGCCUCCCGGGGCCGGCCCGGCCCGGCCCGGGGCCGCCCGCCCUGCUCGGCCGCCGGGACUCCAUCGACAGCAGCUGCCCAAGGUUUGUCCGUGUGGCAGCGGGGCCAGCCGCGACCGCCGAGGGAUCCUCCGCUGCGAGUGCCCGAGGAGAGGCCGGUUCGGGCCCGGAGGGUCCCGGGGUGGCGAUGGGAGCGCUGGUCUGAGCUCCGCCGGGCACCCCCGGGUGCGGAGCCGAAACCGCAUUCCCCAGCUGAGGAUAAACCAGAGGUGAUCCGGUUCCGUCCCACGGGAGCGCUCCUGACAGGCUCGGUGCCUCGGAGGGGCGAGGAUGGCUCAGGAGACGAACCAGACACAGGUGCCUCUGCUGUGUACCACGGGCUGCGGGUUCUAUGGCAGCCCCCGGACCAACGGCAUGUGCUCCGUGUGCUACAAGGAGUUCUUGCAGAGGCAGCAGAGCAGUGACCGGAUAAGCCCUCCAGCACCCAGCGGUCCCAGCAGCAGCCCCAUGGCUUCCGAGGCCAUCGCAGGACAGUGCGCGGAGGGAGACUCCACACCUGAGGAUGCAAAAGCCAGCGCUCAGACUCCUGUGACCCAUCAGAUGACGGCCAUGAGCAUAUCCAGAGAGGAAACCAGCAAUGAAACAGAGGAAUUCAGCAAGACAGAUGAAGCCUCAUCAGCUUCUUCCUCAUCAGGUACCCUGCUUGAGAUAUCCCAGAACACGGCUGAGGGCAAGACGGCUUCGGAAAAACCGAAACCGAAGAAGAAUCGCUGCUUCACCUGCCGGAAGAAGAUUGGACUGACUGGCUUCGACUGCCGCUGCGGGAACCUGUUCUGUGCCAUUCACCGGUACUCCGACAUGCACGCCUGCCCCUACGACUACAAGGCAGAAGCUGCCGAGAAGAUCCGCAAGGAAAACCCCAUCGUUAUCGCCGAGAAGAUCCAGAAGUUGUGAAGGGGUCCGAGCAGCUCGAACUGCAGCCAGCCCGCCUGGUGCUCCUCCCCUUCCUCCCGGCCUUCCUCCUCCUCCUCCCAGCCCCUGCGCGGUGCGAGGGUGGCUCCAGCAGCGCACCUGGACACGGGGACUCCUCGCACCUCUGGUGUUCCUCCUCUCCCUCCCUGCCUGUCCGACAGCCACAGCUCAGCUGAUGUGUUCUCAACCAGCUUCCCAGAGGAAAAGGGACCGUCCUGCCCCGCUGCUGUGGCACUAAGACCUUGGCACUUGCCUUUUGGUGGGCAGUUUGCGUGGUGUGAGCAGCCGGGCUCUGCCGGGCAGCCUUUCCCUUCCUGGUGACUCAAGUCCUGCAAACCACCCAGGACUUGUGGCCACAGUCCCCGAGCAGCUGCUGGACUCGUUCCCUCUGCCUGCAGUCCCGGGAGCUGGGGGAUCCUGGCAGCCAGGCUGCCGUCUGCUCCCCGGGAGGUGUUUGCUCUCAGAUGCACAAAAGUUGAUUCUGUAGUUCAGCACCCCAGACCCCUCUCCCCACCCUCUGCUGACGCUGUUGGAGAAGCACCACGGGGGUUGAGCAGUGAUGCUGGCACAGGGAGGUUAUUUUGUGGCUUGAAGUGAGGUGGGCAGGACCUUCCAGGAGGUUCUGCUUGCUGCCUUGUGCCUCUCUCCACAGGGAGGCCCCCUGCUCCAGCCUCCUGCUUCAGCACCCCUGGAUAACCCCGGCUGCUUUCCCAGCAAGGUGUGUGUCCCUCAGCACUGCCUGUGCCUGCUCUCCUCUCUCCCCUCUUUCCUCUCCCCUUUCUCCUCUCCCUUCUCUCCUCUCUCCCUGCCUUCUGCCUUACACGAGUUGCUCUCAUCAGGGUUGUGCACAAA
Messenger RNA from Taeniopygia guttata (zebra finch), 1889 nucleotides. RefSeq names its product AN1-type zinc finger protein 5. Gene Ontology annotation, molecular function: zinc ion binding; DNA binding. The record is from RefSeq and is a predicted model, not a curated record. Lineage: Eukaryota; Metazoa; Chordata; Aves; Passeriformes; Estrildidae.